GGGACUACUUACCGCUUCCGCUAUUACCGUGCCUCUCCGCACAUCACGAGCCGUCUUGCUAGCAGUUAACACCAUCGGGUCCCGAUUGAAACUGAAAAAAAGUCAAGCAAAUCAACUCCAAUCAUCUCCAAAAUGAACGGACGCGGCGGCAGAGGUAGGGACUUUGGCAGCAGCUGGGGAGGCGGGGACAGGAGGGGCGGUGGCGGCUCGGGCAGCUACCGCAAUAGCCAGCCCGGUGGCAGCCUGCGUAAGCCGGACUGGGACCGCAUCCAGCUGCAGCCCUUCCAGAAGAACUUCUACCACGAGCACCCGAACACAGCCAACCGGUCUCCCCAGGAAGUGGACGCUUAUCGGCAAGCCAACGAGAUCACAGUCAAGGGCCGCGAGGUGCCCAAGCCCAUUCUUCACUUCGAGGAGGGCAACUUCCCCGACUACAUCCUCAAGGCUAUCCAGGCACAGAACUACACCACGCCGACCUGCAUCCAAGCCCAGGGGUGGCCCAUAGCUCUCAGUGGCAAGGACUUCGUGGGCAUCGCCCAGACUGGGUCGGGCAAGACGCUCGGCUACAUCCUCCCGGCCAUUGUGCACAUCAACCACCAGCCAUAUCUGCAGCGUGGUGACGGCCCCAUUGCUCUGGUUCUUGCACCGACGCGUGAGCUCGCCCAACAGAUCCAGCAGGUCGCCUCGGACUUCGGCAAGUACUCCCGGGUGCGCAGUACAUGCGUAUUUGGUGGUGCGCCGAAGGGACCCCAGCUCAGGGAUAUCGAAAGAGGCUCCGAGAUCUGCAUUGCCACGCCCGGCCGCCUGAUAGACUUCCUGGAAGCGGGCAAGAUAAGCCUUCGUCGCUGCACGUACCUGGUGCUGGACGAGGCUGACCGCAUGCUGGACAUGGGCUUCGAGCCACAGAUUCGCAAGAUUGUGGAGCAGAUCCGUCCGGACUGUCAGACCCUGAUGUGGAGUGCCACCUGGCCCAAGGAGGUCCGCUCCUUGGCUGAGGACUUCCUCAAGGACUACAUCCAGAUCAACAUUGGGGCGUUGCAGCUGUGCGCCAACCACCGCAUUCUGCAGAUAAUCGAUGUCUGCCAGGAGACUGAAAAGGAAGACAAGCUCAUGAAAUUGCAUCAAGAAAUUCUCAAUGAAAAGGAAAACAAGACCAUCGUGUUUGCCGAGACAAAGAGGAAAGUCGACGACCUGACCAGGAAGAUGCGCCGCUACGGGUGGCCAGCCAUCUGCAUUCACGGGGACAAGACUCAGCAGGAGCGUGACUGGGUGCUCAAUGAGUUCCGAUCUGGAAGGGCACCCAUCCUUGUUGCAACAGACGUGGCUGCGCGUGGUCUCGAUGUGGACGACGUGCGGUUCGUGAUCAACUUUGACUACCCCAACUGCUCGGAGGACUACAUUCACCGGAUUGGCCGGACUGCGCGUUCCAACAAGACUGGCACUGCCUACACCUUCUUCACGCCCAACAACAGUCGGCAGGCCAAGGAGCUCAUCUCUGUCCUCCAGGAGGCCAACCAGGUCGUCAACCCCAAACUCUACGAGAUCGCCAAUAACUCCCGAGGUGGCGGAUGGGGAGGCCGUGGAAGCCGCUGGCGCUCGGGCGGCAACGGCAGCUCGUGGAGGUAACUUGUCCUCUUUGUUCCAGGCCGCUGGCGCACGGGCGGCGGCGGCGGCAGCUCGUGGAGGAACUCGGGAGGUGGCAAUGGCAGUAACACCCACACACACUUCGCCAGCGGCGCCAACAGCGUCUCACUCGGAUCCAGAGACAUGAACGGCUACGGCCACCAACAGAACAGUUACUACUCUGUCUAGUUGGAGUACAUCUGUAAACAAAUUCCUAGGCUUCUUCUCAUUGUCAAAACUGCGUUUCGACCAGUACCACGGAGGAAGGCGACCCGCAUCCCAACUACGCACAUACACCACUCACAUGUACAUCAAUCAUCUUUUUGGGAGGGGCGUCCAGGGCUGGGCAAUUUAAGGGGAGACAUUAAAUUUUUUUAUUAUCAUUAAGAUGUUCAAAUCCUUAAGUCCUUGUUGUCAAAUGGGACGUUUGUUUCUGAUUGCUUUGAUUGCUGUUAUGGCUGAAUUGAUUCAUGCUGAGUGCCUUGUGUGUACACCCUUUUUUGCUUUCCAGCUGACAAUGUUUUGAAGUAAUUGCAAAUUAACAUUUUGGUAUUGCCUUAGGUGUUUUCUGAAGUCAUUCAGGUAUCUCCACUUGCAAUAUGGUGGCAAUUGUGCUCGUUGACUUCAUUGAAUAUUACAUUUUUCAAGUCAUCAUGGCUCAUACAGUAGUUCCUCGCUUCUCAAUCAUGCUUCUAAUAUCUUGUGUGAGCAUGGGGCAUUUAGAAAGCCUCAGAUUUCACCAGUCUCCCCUUAAAUGUUACCGGUGUCUUUUUUUUUAAUUGCCACAUCCAGUUUCAGUGGUUUGUCUGUGUUCUUGUUUAAUGUUGCAGCUUCUGCCAUUGUGUUAAUUUUUUUUUUUCAAUUGCCUAAAGGCUAGAAAAGCUCGAGGCACAAAGACUGUCCUGCAUUGUGAUAUUUGGAAAGAGAGAGGCUAUGUUUUGUGUGCACUCCCCUGCGCAAGUGUUGUCUAGGUGUUUCUGAAUUCUUUUUGUAAAUUAUUGUCUCUCAUCUUUGCACUUCCAAUGCUGAUGUCUUGGGAACAAGUCUUUCUUCUGGUUUGCUUAGGCCCUCUAAAAUCUCGUAUUCGGGGUGUUCCGUCUGUGCGAGUGGUAGAAGUAAACUUCGUGGACAAACACUUAGUUUAACAUCUUUUUCCCAAAAAGUCUUCAUUUAGGUCGCUGCAGUCGUUAUCUGAACCGGCCUCGUGUUUGGUUCCUCUUUUGGGGAGGGACCUGCCAGUACAGACGGCUCGUGCAUAGUGCAAAUGAGACUGCUGGAGCAUGUACGAACACCAAAUGCUAAACCAGCGUCCUUGCGGAGGCUCUAACGUUAACAUCUGGAGCUUCUGUUUGUAACAAGUUGAAACAGUUUUUUUGGAGAGAAAUAAAUGCUGGUAAACGA
Molecule: messenger RNA, 3024 nt
Organism: Rhipicephalus microplus (southern cattle tick)
Lineage: Eukaryota; Metazoa; Arthropoda; Arachnida; Ixodida; Ixodidae
Product: putative ATP-dependent RNA helicase DDX17
Molecular function (GO): nucleic acid binding; ATP binding; RNA helicase activity
Source: RefSeq, a predicted model, not a curated record